AUGGCACCUCCAUUGAGCCAUUUAUACCCACAAUUACGAAUACAUCAAAUAUUCGGAGCGAAUACGGAUGUUGGUAAAACAAUUUUCACAACGGCUUUAGCAUUGGCAAGUGCUGCACUACCGAUAGGGAGCAAGAAUGGAAAAAUUGAAAGAGACAAACAAGGAAGUCUCAAUAUCAAAGAAGAUGGAGAAGCAGUUCAUUAUAUCAAGCCGAUAUCAACUGGACCAUUGCGUGAUUCGGAUAGUCUGCAUAUAGCACGAUAUUUACCCUCAGUAAACGCACACACUCUUUUUCAAUUCAAUGAUCCCGUUUCACCACAUGUAGCUGCUGCUAGGUUCAAAGCUCAAGAUCAAAGUCAGCAAAAUUUGGACGUAUCUGAUGAAGCAGUCGUUCAUGCACUGUCCAACAAAAUUUCCAGCUUUACACAAGCUGCUUUAAGACCGGCAGCUGCAUACAUUGAGACAGCGGGCGGAGUACAUAGUCCUGCUCCUUCUGGCUCUUCAAUUUCACAGCUAUUGCGACCUUUACGUAUGCCAACAAUAUUAAUCGGUGAUUCUAAUUUGGGAGGUAUUUCAACAACAAAAUCAGCAUAUGAUUCUCUGCUCAUGGCAGGAUACGAUAUCGAAGCACUUUUAUUGUUCAGCGAUGCAGGAAGAGGGUGGGGAAAUGCUGACUAUUUAACAAAAUGGGGUCAAGAGAUUGGACUACCUGUUUGGGCUUUGUCCGGCCCAUCUUCUAGCUCAGUAUGGGGUCUACCGCCUGCUAGAGAGGGUAGCGAUGAAGAAGAUGCUAGACGUAUGCAAGAGUAUUAUGCCGGUUUGGUAGCCGGAAGGGGAGAGGCAGCCGAAAGUGACGAAAGCUCAUUGGGAGCUGCACCGAUCAUAGAACAUCUUCGUAACAAGCACGAAAAGAGGCUAAGAGACAUUGGAAGUUUGGCAAAGCGAACGAGAGACACAUGCUGGUGGCCAUUCACGCAGCAUAUGCUAGCAAAAAGUGAUAAAGAUGUCAAUGUGAUCGAUAGCGCUUAUGGCGAUUUCUUCACUGUGCUGAAUCAAUCUAGCGAAGAUGCCUCAGCUCAUGGAUCCGCCUCACUAUUGCGUCCUUUGUUGGAUGGCUCUGCAUCAUGGUGGACUCAAUGCUUGGGUCAUGCAGAUCCAGGCCUUACAAGAGCAGCCGCCCGUGCUGCAGGAAGAUAUGGUCAUGUCUUGUUCCCAAUGUGUGCAAAUGAACCUUCUCUGCAACUCAGUGAAACGCUGGUAGGAAAGAACCCAUCUGACGUUAUUGGUACUUCUCCAGGAGCAGGUUGGGCUUCUCGAGUUUUCUUUAGCGAUGAUGGCAGUACGGGAAUGGAAGUGGCUUUGAAGAUGGCUAUUUCUUCCGCUGCAAGUAGAUAUGCACCAAGAGCAGAAUCGCAAUUGGCUAAAGAUAAGGUUCAACAAGGUCGUUUGCCAGGCAAUCAGAGCGGACGUCCACCACGGGAAUGGAUGGUGCUCGGUCUGAAGGGAAGCUAUCAUGGUGACACAAUUGGUGCAAUGGAUGCAUGUGAAGGCAAUAUCUUCAAUGAGAAAGUGGAAUGGUAUCGUGGCAGAGGUUCAUGGUUCGAGCCUCCAACGGUGAGCAUCAAGGAUGGUCAAGCAAUAGUGGAAUUGCCAUUGCAUGACUCUGAUUGGCAGCGAUUGUCCAGCAAAGUGGCUGCAAAGAAGGAUUUCAAGAGUGUAAGCGACAUUUACAAUGUAUCUGAUCGAAUGAACAGUGAUGAACUCAAAAACAUCUACUCAGACCUCAUUUACGGCUGGUUGGAUCAUCUGACAAGAAUGGAAGGCAAUCGAUACGGCGCAUUGAUCUUGGAACCGCUCAUCAUGGGUGCAGGCGGAAUGAUUUGCGUUGACCCUCUAUUCCAGCGUUGCUUCGUUGAUGUGAUCAGAGCAAACCCGGAUUUGUUCAGUCAACUUGAUCCACCGCUCCGAGGUACAUCUCAUAUCCGUGAAUCAGACGUACCCGAAUCGGGCAAUUGGAAAGGUUUACCGAUCAUCUUUGACGAAGUUUUUACGGGAUUGUACAGGCUAGGCUACAGUACACCCGCUCAAGCAAUCGGUGUCAAUCCUGACAUUUCCGUUCUGGCAAAGAUUUUAACAGGUGGAAUGGUACCUAUGAGUGUCACUUUGGCAUCUGAUAGUAUCUUUUCAACAUUUGCCAAAUCUGAUCAAAAGAUUGACGCUCUUUUACACGGACAUAGCUAUACUGCUCACCCGAUCGGGUGUGAAAUCGCAAAUGAAGCUUUGCGGAGGAUUGAAAAGAUGCAAAUCGACAAUGUUUGGGCAGAUGCCAAAGCAGAUUGGAGAACAAGUACGUCUACUUCGCGGGAGGACGACAAGGCUCCUUCUCCUUGGAGCUUAUGGAGUAGGGAAGCGAUUGAAACAUUCUCCAAAAGUGCAAAUGUGGAAAGCGCAAUGGCUUUGGGAACAGUGAUGAUUUUGAAUCUAAGUGACAAUGCUGGAGAGAAAGGCUAUUCUUCUUCUGCCGCUGUGGACAUUCUACAACACCUACGAACAACUCAAGACACAGGUCUGGGCAAGCACGUCUCUUUUAACAUCCAUGCUCGUCCAUUAGGAAAUGUAGUGUAUGUCAUGUGCAGUCUUAACACACCGACGGACGUGCUCCGGGAGACGGAAUCUGCUCUUAAACAUGUAUUGAAAGUGUAA
Molecule: messenger RNA, 2703 nt
Organism: Meira miltonrushii
Lineage: Eukaryota; Fungi; Basidiomycota; Exobasidiomycetes; Exobasidiales; Brachybasidiaceae
Product: PLP-dependent transferase
Exons: 1
Coding region: 1-2703 (900 amino acids)
Biological process (GO): biotin biosynthetic process
Cellular component (GO): mitochondrion
Molecular function (GO): dethiobiotin synthase activity; S-adenosyl-L-methionine:8-amino-7-oxononanoate transaminase activity; pyridoxal phosphate binding
Source: RefSeq, a predicted model, not a curated record